AUGGACACUGGUGGUCACUACAACCCCCGCACAGUUGAAGAGGUUUUCCGGGACUUCAAGGGCCGCAGGGCCGGCAUGAUCAAAGCCCUCACCACUGAUGUUGAGGAAUUUUACCAGCAGUGCGAUCCUGAAAAGGAGAAUUUAUGUCUGUAUGGGUUCCCCAAUGAACAAUGGGAAGUUAAUUUGCCAGCUGAAGAAGUUCCUCCAGAACUUCCCGAGCCUGCAUUGGGCAUAAAUUUUGCUAGGGAUGGGAUGCAAGAAAAGGACUGGUUAUCUUUAGUUGCUGUUCACAGUGAUGCAUGGCUACAAUCAGUGGCUUUCUACUUUGGGGCAAGAUUUGGUUUUGAUAAAGCUGACAGGAAACGCCUUUUCACUAUGAUUAAUGAUCUGCCAACAAUAUUCGAGGUUGUAACAGGAUCUGCAAUGAAACAGGCAAAGGAGAAGUCAUCAGACCGCAACAGCAGCAAAUCAAAGUCCGGCUCGAAAGGGAGAGUAUCUGAAUCAGUGAAGUAUGUAAAGCAAGAAGUGAAGGAGGAAGAGGAGGUAUUGGACGAAGAAGACGAUGAAGAGCAUGGGGAGACCUUGUGUGGUGCAUGUGGGGAGAACUACGCAUCAGAUGAGUUCUGGAUUUGUUGUGACAUUUGCGAGAAGUGGUUUCAUGGCAAGUGUGUGAAGAUCACUCCUGCCAGGGCUGAGCACAUCAAACACUACAAGUGCCCUUCAUGCAGCAACAAGAGAGCAAAGCCUUGA
Sphenostylis stenocarpa is the source of this 750-nucleotide messenger RNA. The record is from the annotation of a GenBank genome assembly. Lineage: Eukaryota; Viridiplantae; Streptophyta; Magnoliopsida; Fabales; Fabaceae.